This is a messenger RNA of Ylistrum balloti, 8294 nucleotides long. Its product is annotated as chromodomain-helicase-DNA-binding protein Mi-2 homolog. NCBI's taxonomy places the organism in Eukaryota, Metazoa, Mollusca, Bivalvia, Pectinida, Pectinidae. The transcript is spliced from 38 exons. Gene Ontology annotation, molecular function: ATP hydrolysis activity; chromatin binding; ATP-dependent chromatin remodeler activity. Gene Ontology annotation, biological process: negative regulation of transcription by RNA polymerase II; chromatin remodeling. The record is from RefSeq and is a predicted model, not a curated record. Gene Ontology annotation, cellular component: chromatin; nucleus. The coding region runs from base 127 to 6369 and encodes 2080 amino acids.
GGGAUAGGGCGGCUAACCCAUGUGUACCCCGAUGCUUGAUAUUGUACAAAUAGAGAAUAAGUAAGGGCAGAACUAGCUCUUUUUGUCCCCAGGGAGUUAUUUGGAUCAUCACUGACAUCGACUAUCAUGGCUUCAGCGGCCAAAAAUGACGAAAACGAUGAAAGUAUGGAUGUCGGAGAGGAGACCGGCGAAGAUGAGCGGUAUUCAACUCCGCAAAAUGCAUCUCCAUCACCAUAUUCCCCACCUGAACAGGAGGGGGCAGAGUCUAGGUUGGGUACGCCCUAUGAUGACUUGCCCGACAGUCCUGUACCAGAAAAAAAGAGUAAAAAAAGACGAUCUAAAGAUCCUGCAGAAAAGAAACAAAAGCGCAAGAAGAAGAAAAAGAAAUAUGACGAUGAUGAUGAGAUGGGCUUUGAUGAUGAUGCUAGUGAAGACUACAUAUCACCACCCAAGAAACAGAAGAAGCCAAAGGCAGUACCUUCAUCUACACCAAAGGAAAAGAAGACUCCAUCAGACAUAAUUGCAGAUGAUCUUGGCAUCAACAAUAUUGACAUUGAAUAUGACGAUGACGAUUUCACUACCUUGAAUAAUUACAAACUGUUCAAGCAACAUGUUCAGCCCCUUAUACAGAAGGCAAACCCAAAAGUGCCCAUGGCAAAAAUGGUGACACUGAUUGGUGCCAAAUGGAGGGAGUUUGCUCAGCUUGUAGCAGCUCGCAACAAAACACGGGAUUCAACAGGGAGUACAACUCCAAAGGAAAAAGUAGUAGAACCUGUAAAGGAAAAAGAGGAAAGAGAAGAAUCAGAUAGAGAGGACAAUGCAGAUGAUUCUCUGAAGGACAAUGGUGAUGAGGAUACCGAACCUCAAGAUGAGGCUCCAGUAGAGGAAAAGCGGAAAAAGAAAACAAAAUCAAAGAAAACGGUGGCUCCCCUCAAGAUAAAAAUCAAUAAAAAGAAGAAGAAAGUGAAGAAGAAUGCCUCGGAUGAUGAUGCAGCCUUCAACACAAGUGACGAGGAAUUUGAGCGCCAGUUGGAAGAGGCGUCCAUGUUACAGGAAGCUGCCAAAGAGGCAGAGCCAGCAUCAAGACGUAAAACCAAGACCAAGAAGGGGCGUGGCAGGGGUGGAAAGAAGAAGACCAAAACUACAAAUAAAUUCCCCAAUGAUCCAGAUGCGGAAGGCUAUGAGGUUUGUGAUACGGACCAUCAAGAUUACUGUGAGGUGUGCCAGCAGGGAGGGGAGAUAAUCCUAUGUGACACCUGUCCUCGUGCCUACCAUCUUGUCUGUCUAGAUCCUGAACUAGAGGAAGCACCAGAAGGGAAAUGGAGCUGCCCUCACUGUGAGGGUGAAGGUAUUAAAGAGCAGGAGGAGGACGAACACAUGGAAUUCUGUCGUGUGUGUAAGGAUGGAGGAGAGCUUCUCUGCUGUGACCAAUGUCCAUCUGCAUAUCACAUGCACUGUGUAAACCCACAGGUUAAGGACAUCCCUGAUGGUGACUGGCUGUGUCCUAGAUGUUCUGCUGAACCAUUGGCAGGACAUGUGGAGAAGAUAUUGACCUGGCGCUGGACUGAACCACCAGAGCAGGAAGACAAAUUAGAUGAGCUUGACCACACUCAUGCUCACCCUCCCUCUAAAAAGGCGAAUAUUAAGCCAACUCGGGAAUUCUUUGUCAAGUUCCGCAAUUUGAGUUACUGGCAUUGUGAUUGGAUCAGUGAGUUACGGGUUGAUGUAUAUCAUCCUGCCAUGUAUCGUCAUUACAUUCGUAAAAAUGACAUGGAUGAGCCCCCACCGCUGGAAGAUGGCAGUAGCUAUGGUAUGAAGGACUAUCACAAAAUCAAAGGAAAGAGAGGUCAAGACAGGGAUGCAGACGAUGGUGAAAAUCUCGAGGAGCGCUUCUACAAAUAUGGUGUCCGCCCAGAAUGGCUAGAGGUCCACAGAAUCAUUAACCACAAGACAUCAAAGGACACUACAUGGUAUCUAGUGAAGUGGUGUGAUCUGCCAUAUGACCAAGCCACCUGGGAAGGUGAGGACAGUGGUGUUGCAAACCUCCGUAAAUACAUUGACGACUACGAGGUUCUCAGAGCUAUGAUGUUUGGAAAUGGAGACAAGAAAGGCCCAGGAAAGAAGAAGAAGAAGAAAGACAAAGAAAUUGACAUAUCAGACAAACAGCCCCCUAGCUUCCCAACUACAGAUUUAAGGAAGAAGCUUGACAGAGAUCCUCCGUACAUCUUUUCAACAGGUGGAGCACUCCAUCCCUACCAGUUGGAGGGCCUCAACUGGUUACGGUACUCCUGGGUGAAUGGAACCGAUACUAUUCUUGCAGAUGAAAUGGGACUUGGAAAGACAAUCCAGACAAUUGCUUUUCUCUAUUCCCUUUACAAGGAGGGACAUUCAAAAGGGCCGUUCCUCGUGAGUGCCCCACUUUCCACCAUCAUCAACUGGGAACGUGAGUUUGAAUUCUGGGCUCCAGACCUUUACGUAGUUACGUAUGUGGGAGAUAAGGACUGUCGAGCAGUCAUCAGAGAGCACGAGUUUUCUUUUGAAGAAGGAGCCAUUCGAGGGGGAGCAAAGGCAUGUAAAAUGAGGCAAGAUGUACCAGUCAAAUUCCAUGUUUUACUGACGUCGUACGAAUUAGUCAGUAUCGACAAUGCAACACUGGGUUCAGUAGACUGGGCAGUACUGGUCGUGGAUGAAGCUCACAGACUUAAGAAUAACCAGUCUAAGUUUUUCCGUGUGCUGAGUAACUAUAAAAUAGCCUACAAGCUGCUGUUGACUGGGACACCUCUCCAGAAUAACCUAGAGGAACUCUUCCAUUUGUUGAACUUCCUCAGUUCAGAAAAUUUCAAUCAGCUACAGAGUUUCCUUGACGAGUUUGCCGAUAUUGCCAAAGAGGAGCAAGUCAAACGUCUCCACGACAUGCUUGGACCACAUUUGCUGCGACGACUGAAAGCUGAUGUCCUGAAGGGCAUGCCUACCAAGAGCGAGUUCAUCGUCAGAGUUGAGCUUAGCCCUAUGCAAAAGAAAUAUUAUAAGUACAUUUUAACAAGAAAUUUUGACGCUCUGAACUUGAGAGGUGGAAGCCAGGUGUCCUUGCUGAACAUCAUGAUGGAUCUAAAGAAAUGCUGUAAUCAUCCCUACUUGUUUCCUACAGCGGCUAAUGAAGCGCCAAAAGUAGCUAACGGGAUGUUUGAAGGAAAUGCUCUGAUUAAAGCAUGCGGGAAGUUGGAUCUGCUUUCAAAGAUGUUGAAAAAUUUGCAUAAAAAUGGACACAGAGUUUUAAUAUUCUCCCAGAUGACCAAGAUGUUAGAUAUUCUAGAAGACUUCCUUGAAAAUGAAGGCUACAAGUAUGAGAGGAUAGAUGGUGGCAUCACAGGAGCUAUGCGUCAGGAUGCUAUUGAUAGAUUUAAUGCGCCAAAUGCUCCUCAGUUUUGUUUCCUGUUGUCCACCCGUGCUGGUGGUCUUGGCAUUAAUUUGGCAACAGCUGAUACUGUCAUUAUAUAUGAUUCCGACUGGAACCCUCACAAUGAUAUUCAGGCGUUCAGUCGUGCUCACAGGAUUGGCCAGGCCAACCGUGUGUUGAUCUACCGCUUUGUGACGAGAGGUUCAGUGGAGGAGAGAAUCACACAGGUAGCAAAGAAGAAGAUGAUGUUAACUCACUUGGUGGUACGACCUGGACUUGGCAAUAAGGGUGGUGCCAUGUCACGUCAGGAAAUGGACGACAUCCUCAAGUUUGGCACAGAGAAGUUGUUUAAAGACGAUGAUGAUGGUAAAUCCGAGGAGGAACAGAGAAUUGUAUAUGAUGACGCUGCUAUAGAACAGCUGCUGGACCGAACCCAGGAGGGCCAAGAGGAAAAGGCUAUGGCCAUGAACGAAUACCUCAGUUCUUUCAAAGUUGCUACCUACUCCAUGAAAGAAGGAGAGGAGGAGGAUGAGCCGGAGACAGAGGUUCUGAAACAAGAGGCAGAACAUGCUGACCCUGCUUACUGGGAAAAAUUACUUCGUCACCACUAUGAACAGCAGCAGGAGGAUCUGGCACGAACUCUUGGCAAGGGGAAACGUGUACGCAAACAGGUCAACUAUAACGAUGCCAUGACGGGUCAAGACGAUGCCUGGAAAGACAAUUUGUCUGACUUUGAUUCUGACUUCAGCGGACCAGGUGGUGGUGAGAAUGAGGAUGAAGAUGAUGACGAUUUCGAAGACAAAGAAAGUGCAUCCAAGAGUCGCAGAAGAGAGAGGAAUGACAGAGAUCGCCCAUUACCACCAUUGUUAGCCAGGGUUAAUGGUCAAAUUGAGGUGCUGGGAUUCAACGCCAGACAAAGGAAGGCGUUCUUGAAUGCCGUGAUGAGAUAUGGCAUGCCACCACAGGAUGCCUUCAAUUCACAGUGGUUGGUGAGAGAUCUAAGGAACAAGUCAGAGAAGGUGUUUAAGGCGUACGUCUCGCUGUUCAUGCGCCAUCUGUGCGAACCAGGAGCAGAUAAUGCAGAGACAUUUGCAGAUGGUGUUCCACGGGAGGGGUUGUCACGCCAACAUGUUCUGACUCGUAUUGGUAUCAUGUCUCUUGUGAGAAAGAAGGUACAAGAGUUUGAGCAAAUCAAUGGACUUCACAGUAUGCCAUACCUUAAGGCCACAGACGCACUAGAAAAAGUGAAGGCUGUUGAAAAUGUUGAGAAGGUGAAGGAUGAAAAACCGCCGGCUGUUGAUACGGAAGAAAAAGUAAAGACAGAGGAGGAGAAGGCAUCAUCACCAGCUCAAGGGACCAAGGAAAAGGAGGAAACUAAAACAGAUGUGAAAAGUGAAGAUGCUGGAAGUACCAAGAAAGAGUCGGCAGAGAAGGAAGAGAGUGAGGGAGAAAAGAAAGAAGAUGAAAAGGAGGAGGGAGCAGUAAAUAAGGAGGAGCAGAGGAAAGAAGAGGAUGAAAAAGAGAAGGAUGAGUCUGAAGGAAAGAAAGAGGAAGGAUCAGCUGAUAACGCCAAACAAGAAGCAGCAGAGGAAAAGAAAGAAGAAGCUAUGGAGACGGAUGAAAAAGAUGUGAAGAAAGAAAAAGAAGAAGCAAUGGACACAGAUGAAAAGAAAGACGAGGAGAAAAAGGUGGAAGAGGAAGAAAAGACUGAUGAGAAGAAAAGUGAAGAAGACAAAAAUGAGAAGAAAGAUGAAUCCUCAGAGGCAAAAACAUCAGAAGUCAAGGACGAAGCAAAGGAUGGAGAGGUCAAGAAAGAGGAUGAAGUGAAGAAAGAAGAUGUGAAACCAGUAAAGAAAGAAGAGAAAGCAGAGGAAAAAAGUGAGACCAAGAAAGAGAAACCAACUGAAGCAGAAAUCAAGAAAGAGGAAACCAACCAGAAGUUCAUGUUCAACAUAGCUGAUGGAGGUUUUACUGAACUUCACACUUUGUGGACCAAUGAGCAGCGAGCUUUGAGCAUGGGCCGUGAACACGAGGUCUGGCAUCGUCGCCACGACUACUGGCUGCUGGCUGGUAUUGUCACUCAUGGAUAUGGCCGUUGGCAGGAUAUCCAGAAUGAUCCUCGAUUCCAGAUCGUUAAUGAGCCAUUCCUUAGUGAGCAGGGAAAAGGGAACUUCUUGGAAAUCAAGAAUAAGUUUCUGGCUCGUCGGUUCAAGUUGUUGGAGCAGGGCCUGGUGAUCGAGGAGCAGCUACGACGAGCAGCAUACCUAAACUUGACACAGGAUCCCAGUCAUCCAGCCAUGGCACUAAACACACGUUUUGCGGAACUGGAGUGUCUAGCUGAGAGUCACCAACACUUAUCAAAGGAAUCUCUGGCUGGUAAUAAACCUGCCAAUGCAGUUCUCCAUAAAGUGCUAAACCAGCUUGAAGAGUUGCUAAGCGACAUGAAACAGGAUGUGAGUCGUCUGCCAGCAACACUGGCAAGGAUUCCACCAGUAAGCCAACGAUUGGCCAUGUCUGAGCGCAGCAUUCUUAGUCGUUUAGUCAAUCCUGGUUCCCAGGUUACAUCUGCCUCUGGUAGCAUAGGAGGCUCUGCCCCAGUGGUGGCUGCUAGCCCUGUUGCUACACCAUCAGGCACAUCUUCACCAGCAGCCACGCCGUCUGUGUCGCAGGCAUCAUUCCUAGGUGUUCCAGCAUCUCUAGCCGGCGCCUACGCUAACUUCCCACCAGGAUUUCGGCCGCAGUUCGGUCUGACACAGUCUCCUUUUGCCCCAGGCCAGAUACCAGUAUCCCUUACACAGAGCAUCAAACAGCUACAGUCAGCCCCACUUCCUAGUCCCUCACAUCGGUCCCCAGCUUCUACACCAGCAAACCAAAGUAAAGUCUCGGAUCUAUCCCAGAAAUCAGACGGUAAAAGUGGAUCAGAAGCAACAGGAAAACUCAACGGAAAAUCGGUCAUAUGUAUUGACGAGUGACCUGCGUUUAAUGUGAUGUAACAGACAGUUGAAAUUCCUUGGUAAAAUCAUCGGAACUGCAAAGCAUUAGUAGAUAUAUACAGCUGUGUGUGGUCCAGAGCACUGUUUUAAUUCUACAACCAUAUGUAUAUAAUCAUCUCAUUCAUUCAUUUUCAUUUGCUUUUUAAUGCUGUGAAGCUUAAUGUAUAAAAACAAGAAAAAAUUGGUUUGGUAGCAUACAUCUUCUUGUGGCAAGGUUUUAAAAAUGGCAACCCUGUAAUUCAUGUUAAACGGUAUUUCAAUACAAAUUAUGAAUCCAGUUGUAAAUGACGAAAUUAGUCAGAUGUUUUAUAAUGAUUAGUGAUGUACUCAGGUGUCAGACUUUGGUGUUGUAGAUAGUGGGAUAAUAAAGGGAUUAAUUUAAUAUCUCUUCAACACACGGAAGUAAUAUUUUAAUGUUGAUCCUGUCACUGUCUUAAUUUUGUCGGGGUCAAAUCCUGAAUAUGUAGUGCAGCUUGAUCUGCUGUUUUUAAUAUGAAUUCUAAAGUUCUGUCAACUUAAGGAGUAGAUUUCACUUUAAUUGUAGAAACAAAAAUAGUUAUGACCGGAGAAAAAGUUGGAGAUUGAUCUUUGAAUUGAUUUUUAACUUCAUGAAACUGCUUUUGUUUAUACAGUAGUCAUUGAUUCUAACUUUCAUCCACAACUGGUGCACAGUAUAAAUUUAAUAUAUUAUAUACACAAAGUUAUUGGAUUCAGCCAAAAGAAAGAAACUUUAUGCAUAUACAACAAUGUCAACCGCUUAAUGGGAGAUAACUCACUUUCACUAGGAAAAAGUUAUGAACUUUUCAAAGAAUCUUCAAAGGAAAAAAAAUCUUAUGGGGAAAAGUAGAUGGACUGACUGAAUUUUGUUAAUUUGAAUGCAAAGCUGGUGGGGUCUAUCAUAUGUUUGUACUUACUUGAAACUACUGGGUAGUUUUUAAAGCUGAUGCUGGAUUUAUUCAAUGUUAAACAGAGAGGACUUCGGUAACGUGAAUGUUGUGAUUAAACAGACUUGUACAUAGGUAUUGUUAGGUGUUAUAUAUUCAGGUAGCUUUAUGAACUCCCCAAGAAUGUAAUACUGAUUCUUGUUUUAAAUCUUGGUCUGUUGAGCAGUCCUGAACUUGUGGGAAGAUUGUCAUCACUGACGAGCUCCAUCGUUUAUUUGACCUUUGUGUUAUGUGUAUUGUUCACAACACUUGAUUUUGGUGUUGUCUCAAUUAUGUAAAUCAGGUCAUUAAAUAUAUUUAUUUUGUCGUUUCAUAUGUAUUUCAUUGAAAAAUACAUUUCAGUUCUCAAAAAUUGAUGCAAAAAAGACAAUAACUAGCAGGCAGUAUUGUCGAGACCAUUUGAAUAUUAUUGUGACAGAUAAAAAACGAUUUUGGGAUGAUAACCAAAAUCUCGAAAACUUGCCAUCAAUGUUUUGCUUAUUAAGCAUAAUUAAUUUUGAAAAAAAAAAGUGAUAUGAAGCUCCAUGAACUUACCUUAAUUUAUUGUAAAUGAUCAGUUUGCAGAAGCAUGGUCAAACUGGUUUAACAUGUCUGAUGGAAUUAUUUACAUCGUUUGUAAAGGCUGGCAGCAGGGCUUUUAAAAUUAUGCAUUUCUGGGUUUGUCAACAUCAUAUCUUUAUAAAAAAAAUUAAUACAGGUUCUUGCAUAAUAUAUAAAUUAAAUGAGGCCCGUUGCUUUAGUUUUGAAGAUAUUGAUGUGAUGUGGAGUCAGAGAAACAUGGUUUUUAAAGGUUAUGCUAAUGCCAGGUUUGUUUUGAAUGUUUAUUAUUCUUGUUGCUGCCAUUAAAAAAAAAAGUAGACUUGGUAGCCAAGGAAACUUUAUCCCUGGCAACCAGAAAUUGAUACGUUACCAUGAGUACAAUGUUCUUAGUCUCGUUACCAUGGUCACCGUACUAAUAAA